AUAAUUUAUAAAAUUUGGAUCAAAAUCUUUCUUUUUCUUUCCCUUUAAAGUGAAAGACAAAAUCUCGAAACUCUCGUUUUCACACAGCGUUCUUCCAAAUUCGUUACUCUCAUUCUCAAAUCUCUGCAUUUUCACCUUUCCAUUUUUCAGAUCACUGUACCAUUACACGGAUCGGUAUGGCAGUCAUGGCGACAAUAAUGAAUAGGCAGCAUUUGCUGACCUACAUCUACCUUCUGGUUUACAUUUCACUUUCCUCGGGUGUUAUUUUGUACAACAAAUGGGUCCUCUCCACACUGUAUUUUAAUUUUCCAUUUCCAAUAACACUCACUAUGAUCCAUAUGGCUUUUUCUGGCGGAGUUGCAUUUUUCCUUAUCCGUGUUCUAAAGGUUGUAGCGCCUAUUAAAAUGACAUUUCAUAUAUAUGCAACUUGUGUGGUCCCCAUAAGCGCCUUCUUUGCAGCAAGUUUGUGGUUUGGGAACACUGCUUAUUUGUACAUUUCCGUGGCUUUCAUCCAGAUGCUUAAAGCCCUAAUGCCAGUGGCAACAUUUCUCGUGGCUGUUACUCUCGGAACUGAGAAAUUAAGGUGUGACGUGUUCUGGAACAUGAUAUUGGUCAGUGUGGGAGUUGUUAUUUCCUCCUAUGGGGAGAUUCAUUUUAAUGUGCUCGGUACAGUUUAUCAAGUCUCAGGAAUAGCUGCUGAAGCAUUGAGGCUGGUCUUAACUCAAGUUCUUCUUCAAAAUAAAGGCUUGACACUAAAUCCUAUUACCAGCUUGUAUUACAUAGCACCCUGCAGCUUUGUAUUCCUUUUUAUUCCAUGGUAUAUCCUUGAGAAGCCUGAGAUGGAAGCUCCACAUAUGCAGUUCAACUUCUGGAUAUUUUUUUCAAAUGCUCUCUGUGCUUUGGCAUUGAACUUCUCAACUUUCUUAGUGAUUGGUAGAACUGGGGCAGUAACUAUUCGAGUGGCUGGAGUCUUGAAAGACUGGCUACUUAUCUCUCUUUCAACUGUCUUAUUUCCCGAAUCAAAAAUUACAGGACUGAAUGUUAUUGGCUAUGCUAUUGCUUUAAGCGGGGUUGUUUGUUACAACUACCUGAAGAUCAGGGAUGUGCGGACAUCUCUACUUCAAAUUAUCCCUGAUGAAUCAGCAAAGGAGCUGCAUAUGGAGAAAAAGGCAGAUGAUGAUGGGAAGACCAAUGAAGAUAGUCAAUGGGAUGAUACAGUUUUGGAUUCUCCUAAUUCUCAUUUCGACGAAGAAGCGCCUUUAAUGUAUUCGUCACGGAUAUCUCAUCUAGGAAGAAAACCAGCUUAGAGGCAAAAAAGACAUUCAUCUUGGAAGAAACCUAGCUUAUCAACAAUCGGAGUUUUAAAAGUCAAAAGGUCUUAAAGGAACCAAAACAAGUAUAUGUCUUAACCUUUCUUCCCAAGAGAAGUACAGAGAUAUAUCCUUUAGAAGAGGGAGGAAAAGAUGAAAGAAAACAGAGCAGAGGAAACAUACAUAUUCUUUCAGCAUAGUUGAUUUCUUUAAUGAAUGUUAAAAGUAUUAAUUAGUAAAUUGAUUCAUUUUUGUAUAGGCUUUUCGGCUGGAUCAUGCAAUGAAGAUUCUAUUAAUUUCACAUGGAUUAUUAAUUUCUCUGA
Molecule: messenger RNA, 1633 nt
Organism: Lathyrus oleraceus (garden pea)
Lineage: Eukaryota; Viridiplantae; Streptophyta; Magnoliopsida; Fabales; Fabaceae
Product: probable sugar phosphate/phosphate translocator At3g17430
Exons: 10
Coding region: 177-1307 (376 amino acids)
Source: RefSeq, a predicted model, not a curated record